Messenger RNA from Microplitis demolitor, 1621 nucleotides. RefSeq names its product QRFP-like peptide receptor. The transcript has 10 exons. Gene Ontology annotation, cellular component: membrane. The record is from RefSeq and is a predicted model, not a curated record. Gene Ontology annotation, biological process: G protein-coupled receptor signaling pathway. The coding region runs from base 282 to 1478 and encodes 398 amino acids. Gene Ontology annotation, molecular function: peptide binding; neuropeptide Y receptor activity. NCBI's taxonomy places the organism in Eukaryota, Metazoa, Arthropoda, Insecta, Hymenoptera, Braconidae.
ACGGAAUCAUCAUGACCGCUCUCAAGAUUUUCAUUCCAUUUCCCAGCAUCCUUCCGCGAGCCCAAGAUGUGAUCGCUGAUUGAUUUUGUCUAAAACACGUACCUCGUGGAUAUUUGAAACAAGUCCUCAUUACCAUCAGUAUUGUACUAAUCAACAUAUGAGUCGAGGCAACUAAAUAACCGCGAAUUUAAACGGAGAAAUAUAAUUAACAAUCAUAAUCCCUAUAUAUACUCAUAUAUACAUAUACCUACUGUGAAAAUUAUAUAAUACUAUAAUAUAAAAUGAACGAAACAACAAUUCCAUUCAACGAGAGCGAUGAUUUCUGGGGAGAUUAUGAUUUAGACGAGUCCUUGAAUUUUUUUGAUUGGUCAGAAUUGGCUCCUGCACUGGUUGUUUAUUCAAUCACAUUCUGUCUUGGAUUAACCGGUAAUGUUGUGAUAAUAGCGUCAACGUUAUGUCCUAAAUUGCGGCCACUACCGUCAACACCGACAAACAUUUUUCUCGGCGGACUUGCCAGCGCCGAUUUUAUAUUGAUCACGUUCUGCAUACCUGUCAAGAUUGCCAAAUUAUUUUCUUAUUCCUGGACCAUGGGGGCGUUUGUUUGCAAGUCGGUCCACUAUGUCCAGAGUGUUGCGGCUAUUUGCUCUGUGCUCACUUUGACGGCGAUGUCUAUUGAGAGAUAUUACGCGAUAGUCCAUCCAAUGAGGGCUCAGUACACCUGCACCAUCAGCCAGGCGAGACGAAUCGUCAUCGCAACCUGGACUGCAUCAUUUUUUUUGGCCAUUCCUAUCAUAUUCACCCAAAUCCAUAAGCCCGUGGGUGAGCGCAUUCCGUCUUUUUGGUGUGUACGUGACUCGGAUUCACAACUUCUCUGGCGUUUACAUGAGCUCUAUAUGCUUCUGCUGGUCCUCGUUGUCCCCCUAGUGGUUAUGGCUUUUUGCUACACCGCCAUAUGCUGGGAAAUUUGGCGCGUUAUGAAGCGAAGAUAUCACAUGACAUCCAGACAUGCAUUGAGUCCAACGAUAUCCACAAAUAACGGAGAGUGUAUCCUUAUGACGGAAAGGGGACGAGUGGAAAAUUCACGACGAUCUAGAAGCCGACGUGAAAAUACGAGGACAGAGGGUGAAUCCCGGACUAUAAAGCAGGUCGUGAAAAUGUUGGUGGCAGUGGUGGUGCUCUUCGCAAUCUGCUGGAGCCCUUUGCUUAUCGACAACGUGCUCACAGCCUACGAUAUCCUGCCGCGAAUAAAACAUGGCUCCAUCAAGCACAUGAACACCGCAUUCCAGUUGAUGGCCUACUUCAACAGCUGCAUUAAUCCGAUUGUUUAUGGAUUUAUGUCGAAACACUUCAGAGAGAGUUUCCUUGCAGCAGCUUGCGGUGGUUGGUGGUGUUGUUGCCGUAGAAAAGUAUAUACACCUCCGGUUAAAAGGCAUCCGAGCCUUAGUCAAACAAGGACGACAAGUGUUAGGUGGGCAUGACAGCUUAAUCGGCGGGAUUACUAGUUUCGUCAAUAGCAAGAGCAUUUUUGUUCAUUAAUAUAAAUAUAUAUAAGCUUGACAUAUCAAAGUUUAAUGAAGAGAUUUUUUUUUAAUUUAUGUGCACAAGGACAAUUUAAAGGAAA